This is a messenger RNA of Ceutorhynchus assimilis (cabbage seed weevil), 3236 nucleotides long. Lineage: Eukaryota; Metazoa; Arthropoda; Insecta; Coleoptera; Curculionidae. The record is from the annotation of a GenBank genome assembly.
GCGGGCUUGAGAUUUGAACUUUACAGGCCAGAAGAUCCUGUUUGUGUGUGUGUAGUGUGAACUGUGUAGUAUCAUUGGUUAUUCGUUAGUCCAUUCCGUUGUGGCGAUUGAUUCAAUUCCGUGGCCAACUGACCAGUCAGGGUCAGAGUCACAAGUGACAAACUACUACAUUUGGUGGUUCGGAAACUGUGGUGACCCUCGAAAUCCCAUACACGAAGGAGAUACGACCUUCUAGAUGAAAAAAUAUAUAUAUUUCAAUUCAAUUCAACAAAGGUUACCGAGAUGAAAACAAUGAACUAAAAUCUUGUAGGAUUUGUAACAACAAUUAAAAAGGGGUCAAUAUUGUUUAAAGGUAAUGCAUUUUUAAAACCAUGUCAGAUAUCAACAACUCUGUGUUGCUUAGCACCUUUCUAAAUGGGAAAAAGAAAGUGAAAAUCAUUUUUCAUAAGGGAGUAUUGGUAUGGGAUAAUGAAAAACCACCUUUAGAGCAACAUACUAUCCCUAUAGAAAAUGUUUUGUCAGUACAAAAUGAUUUUAUAAAGGAAAGGCACCCAGCAGUAGCAAGAGAAGUAAAUCCCAACCAGUUUACAAUACAUUAUACAGAAAGAGGAUCUGAUAAUAAAUGGCGAUAUAAACAUAUAACCCUGAGGCAUUUGGAUUCUUUGCAAGUAGCUUCCUGGGUGAAAACAUUACAAAAUAAUUUAGCAAAACUUAACCACAGGCCCAAACACCUUCUACUAUUCGUAAAUCCAUUUGGCGGUAAACAAAAUGCAAUGCAAAUAUAUGAAAAGUACGGGAAAGAGCUAUUUUCUGUGGCCGGUGUAGAAGUUACUGUUAACGUUUCACAAAGAAAAGAUCAAAUUAAAGAUUUUGUUCUUAACCAUAAUUUAGAUAUGUUUGAUUCGAUAGCUUGUGUGGGUGGAGAUGGUACAGUAUCAGAGCUAUUUAAUGGUUUAGUCCUGAGAGAAUGCAGAUUAAAGGGUAUUGAUCCUAAUAAUAUCCAUUUGGCAUUGCCAAAACCCAAUAAGCCCAUAGGUAUUAUUCCUGGAGGGAGCACAGAUACAAUCGCCUAUUGUCUACAUGGAACUACAGAUCCGACAACUGCGGUCCUACAAAUUAUUUUUGGCGAUACUUUAGGAUUAGAUUUGGUGUCAGUAUAUGAUGAGCAUAAUUUGUUACGACUUUAUGCGAGCGUUUUGAGUUAUGGUUAUUUGGGGGACGUCGCCUAUCAAAGUGAUCAGUAUAGGUGGAUGGGACCCAAAAGAUAUGAUUAUUCAGGUUUUAAAAAAUUGAUGCUAAACAAAGGUUACCAAGGUGAAAUAGCAAUUUAUACAGAAAAGAAGGAAGUUGAAGCAGACGACUGCAGAAGUAAUUGCCAAAUUUGUGAUACGGCCAAAGGAGAUAAUAAAAAAGUUGUUUGCAAGUGGGAGACGAUCAAAGGUAAAUUUUUUAUGGUCAGCGGAGCUAACAUCACAUGUGCGUGCAGUAGGAGUCCCCAAGGCAUUGCCCCAAACUGUCAUUUAGGUGAUGGAAAAGUCAAUUUGGUUCUAGUCAGACAUACAUCUGUUAUCAACAACUUAAGAUUAUUAUUGCGUCUAUCUAGUCAAGACGCCUCAGUUGAUAACCUGCCCUUUGUGGAAACCUUCAGCGCUCGUGAGUUUUGUUUUAGAGCUGAAAAUGGAAUAUCCAGUAAGUGGAACUGUGAUGGUGAAAUACAGCAUCAAACAAAUAUUCGUGCCAAGGUAAGAUGCCAGCUGCUCACCAUGUUCAGUAGAGGAAGUGAGAAAGUCGCGAAUUCAACAGAAAAUAAGUGCUGGUGUUUGUAAAUUAAUAUUUUUUAGACAUAUGGCUGAAAUUGUUUCCAUAAAGUAUUUUCUUAUUGUAUCUUUAAGCAGUAUUUGCGAGUAUUUGAAUAGUUAAUAAUUAAUAUAAACUUGCUCAUUCUUAAAAACAAAUUAUAGAAUCAAAAUGAUGUGAUUUAUUAGAGGUUUAUUUUAAUUGUAAUUUAAGUAACAUUUAAAUCAUUCCUCGGGUAGUAUUCUACUUACUAAUUAACACAAAUCGAAAGUUACACACUCAGCUGAGUAACGGCAAAUGCAUAACCCUAUAAGUGCAUAAUUUACUGUACCUACUAUAUUUUACCUAAGGCCACAAUUACUAUACAUACCUACAGCAAAUAUGUUGUUAGUUUGGGUCCUGGAUUCCUAAUAAUUUAUCUGCGGACCAGCAUUUUCUUUUCUAUCAUUCUCUUUUUUAUCUUGGCGAAAGAAUAUAAUUAUAAGCUUCCUGUUAAUAUAAGAAAUAUGACAACAAAAAAAUGUAGGUAACUUUACUUUGAAAAAUUAUUUGCUAGUAACAUGAUUCCCUAAGGCCCAGUUUAUUCUUCUUCAGAUAAACUUGCUGGUAACUAUCUGCAAGAUAAAUUUACCGUUUUAUUGGUCGGCGGCAACUGGCCGACCAAUGGGAUUAUAGAUUGCGUUUUUAUCCGUCAGAUUACAUACCUGGCAGUUUAUCAGAAGGUGAAUAAACCGGCCCCAAAAGAAAAAGUAGGAAAUCAUAUUUUUUCUUAUAUAAAAAACAACUGUGACACCAAUGUAAUGUUUUGUUUCUUUUGGACUACUUUCGGACAUUUUUGGUGUCGUUUUAGUUUUAAUGUUAGUAGUAAGACAUCUGAUGUAGGGACAACAUUUUACAGAGUAUUUGAUUAUAUUUAAACCCAUACCUACAGCCUUUAGGAAGAAAAGAUCUUUAAUUUUAUCGCAUAAUAUACAGGGUGUUCCAUUAAAAAAAGUCGAAGUUGUCUACGUUUCUCCAUUUUCCAAUGCGAUUUUGUUUUUUCUGAAAAACGUUAGAAGAAAAUAUAAAAAAAAACUUUCGAGUUUUGUAUUCAAAUUUUUUUUCUAUCUCAAAUAGUAAAGGCUGUAGGUAUGGGCUUGAAUAUAAUCAACUACCCUGUACAGCUUUAGGCCUUCAGUAAAAAUAUUAAUUUAUUCAAUACAGUACUUACGUUUGUGUGUAAAAUUUAAAGAUUUACAGCAGUGGUCCUAGGUAAAACAAAAUAUGUUUUUCAAACUAAGUCAAUAAUUUUUAGAAAGAAUGUAGUAUAUAAGCAUUCACUAGGGUAUUAUGUAUAUUUUGAAUGUAUUUUUAUAUUUUGAUCUUUAUAAUGUGGAGAUAGGUAUAUUUGUUGUGGGUUUUUUUUUUUUUGAUAAUAUACUGAUGCUUUUAUUUUUUCA